Molecule: messenger RNA, 687 nt
Organism: Dioscorea cayenensis subsp. rotundata (Guinea yam)
Lineage: Eukaryota; Viridiplantae; Streptophyta; Magnoliopsida; Dioscoreales; Dioscoreaceae
Product: receptor-like protein 46
Exons: 1
Coding region: 1-687 (228 amino acids)
Molecular function (GO): protein binding
Source: RefSeq, a predicted model, not a curated record
AUGCUUGUUGGCAAUAUUCCUCUUGAGUUGGGUAACCUUACCAGUCUUCGUGUCAUAGACUUUGCAUAUAAUUAUCUGUCAGGAGCCAUACCAUACAAUCUCGGCAACCUUAAAGCUAUGAAAUUUGCUCAUAAAAUAUUCUAUAACACUAAGGUUGCACUUGCCAUAUAUGAUAAAAUCUCCUUUGAUUUUGUUGACAACAUGGAAAUUCUUUACAUGGUAUCAAAUAAACUCCUCAGAGGUUACAUGGAUAAUGUUAAUGUGUAUUUGAAAGGGAGGAAUAUUCAAUAUGAUAAGCUGCUACAACUUCUGAUAUCCAUAGACCUCUCAAGAAAUCAGUUAUCAAGGAAGAUUCCUGAAGAAGUAAUGAAUCUUUCUUAUUUACAAAAUCUGAAUCUAUCUAGAAACCUUUUGACGGGAAGAAUUCCAGACAAGAUUGGCACGUUACUGAGGUUAGAAUCACUUGAUUUAUCAAAGAAUGAUCUUUCAAGUGCUAUUCCAACAACAAUGAUCAUGCUAUCUUUCUUAAGUCAUCCAAACCUAUCAUAUAACAAUUUAUCUAGAAGAAUUCCAGAUAGUGGGCGGUUUCUAGCACUUUCAGAUCCAUCUAUCUAUUUUGGAAACUAUGCUUUUUGUGGCUUUCCAUUGGACAACGAUUGUGAAAAUGUUGACAAACCAUCCUUGUAA